Molecule: messenger RNA, 574 nt
Organism: Tetrahymena thermophila SB210
Lineage: Eukaryota; Ciliophora; Oligohymenophorea; Hymenostomatida; Tetrahymenidae
Exons: 4
Source: RefSeq, a predicted model, not a curated record
GUAGACUGUAAAUAACUUAGAAGAAAUAGAGUCGAAUUUAAAAUAAAGGUUUAAAAUGAAAAGGUGCAAUGCUAUUCUUAAAUAAGAGAAAAAAUUUGCAAUUAAGUCUAGCUCUUUGCUAUAUGAAGCUUGCAUUAUAAUCAGUAGCAUAAAUAUAUUUGAAGGUCACAUAAUGUCAUAAUCAUUUCUUUCACUACAAUCUUUUUAUACAGCUAAGGAUUGGAAUACUCUAAUUUUUCCUUCUAUGCCAGAACAUACUUAAAUCUUAUCAAAAUACUAUUUAAAUAGAUAAGUAUUAACUUCUACUACAUCUCAAAUUUUUGUAAGCCAUUGAAUAAGGGUUUAAUACUUAAGAUUAAAAAAUGAAUCUAGCCAAUGAGAACUAAUAAAAUUAAAAGCUAUAACCAACGAGAGCUCUCUUCCAUUAAAAUUUAAAUGAACUCCAUUAAUAUGCCUUUCUUGAAGUAUUCUACUCUUUUAGUCUUGCGAAUUUAAAUAUCAUAUCAGAAAAUCUUAAAUGAUAGAAUAUAAAUAAAGAUAAAUUAAAUUCUGCAAUUUGAAUUAAAAGUAUGGC